Molecule: messenger RNA, 2139 nt
Organism: Uloborus diversus
Lineage: Eukaryota; Metazoa; Arthropoda; Arachnida; Araneae; Uloboridae
Gene: GABA-B-R1
Product: gamma-aminobutyric acid type B receptor subunit 1-like
Exons: 14
Coding region: 1-2139 (712 amino acids)
Biological process (GO): gamma-aminobutyric acid signaling pathway; G protein-coupled receptor signaling pathway
Cellular component (GO): membrane; G protein-coupled receptor heterodimeric complex
Molecular function (GO): G protein-coupled GABA receptor activity
Source: RefSeq, a predicted model, not a curated record
AUGGCCGUCUUCGGGGCCAUUUUAAUCCUAGUUUCUGUCAUCUGGGUCAUCGAUGGCGCCCUGCCCCCCAGGAUACCCAAGGAUCCGGCUCCUCCCAGACGAAAAUAUCCGCCGCCGAGGGAGGACGACGGGUGCGGGGAGUAUUCGGAUGAUGACAACUGCCUGCACAUCGGGGCUAUCUUCCCCAUCAACGGCACCGGGGGCUGGCUGGGGGGCCAGGGGUGCCUCCCGGCGGCCCUCAUGGCGCAGGAAGAUGUGAAUGCCGAGCCUUGGCUGCUGCCCGGGUACAAAAUCAAAAUGCACUAUUUUGACAGCCAGUGUAAUCCCGGGCUGGGAGCAAGUGUGAUGUAUGACUUGUUGUACAAUAAACCUCAAAAACUAAUGUUGUUGGGCGGAUGUUCAAUCGUAUGUUCAACCAUUGCAGAGGCAGCAAAGAUGUGGAAUCUUGUUGUGGUGUCUUACGGAUCUAGUUCACCCGCGCUUUCCAACCGGAAGCGCUUCCCGACUUUCUUCAGGACUCAUCCUUCUGCUACCAUUCACAAUCCCACCAGGAUAAAACUAUUCCAAAAAUUCAAGUGGUCUCGCAUAGCAAUUAUCCAAGAGGCAGAGGAAGUCUUCAUAUCGACAGGAGAAGAUUUGGAAGCGAAGUGCAAAGAAAAUGGCAUCGAAAUCGUUACAAGGCAAAGCUUCCUCACAGACCCUACCGAUGCAGUCAAAAAUCUUGUGAGGCAAGAUGCGAGAAUCAUAGUUGGAAUGUUUUAUGUCGCGGCUGCCAGAAAGGUUAUUUGUGAGGCUUACAAACAGAAGGUCUACGGUAAACAAUACGUGUGGUUCUUGAUUGGUUGGUACGAAGACGAAUGGUACACUUUCUUGGACAAAGGACACGACUGCACAGUCCAGCAGAUGAAGGAGGCUGUUGAGGGUCAUCUCACCACCGAAGCUCUCAUGCUGAACCAAGGCUCCGAACCCACUAUCUCCGGAAUGACAUCAGCUGAGUUUCUGGAACGCUAUGAGGAGGUCCUGAAAGAAAAAUAUGGCUACAUAGGGCGCAGACCUGAGGGUUACCAAGAAGCUCCUCUAGCCUAUGACGCCAUCUGGGCCAUCGCGCUGGCUCUGAACAAGACCAUCAACCAACUGAAGGAAGCAAACCCCGAUUUGACGAUCAAGAACUUUACCUAUGAUAACCAGUUCAUAGCUCAGCAGAUCUACUCAGCGAUGAAUUCUACCCAAUUUUUAGGUGUAUCGGGUUACGUCGCAUUUUCAUCAAAGGGUGACAGAAUCGCUUGGACGCAAGUGGAGCAAAUGAUUGAUGGCAACUACACUCUUCUUGGCUAUUACGACACACAGACAGAUAAUUUAACUUGGUUGAAGAAAGAAAAGUGGGCAGACGGCCGACCUCCUCCUGACAGAACCAUAAUCGUUCAAGUCUUGCGAACCGUGACAUUGAGUCUCUUCAUAAGCAUGGUCACCGUGUCCAGCAUUGGAAUCGCAUGGGCUCUUGCUCUUUUGAUCUUCAACACUCUUUUCCGGCAUGCAAGGUACAUUCAGCUAUCUCAUCCUAUCUGCAAUAAUAUCUUACUGGUGGGGAUCAUAUGCUGCCUGGUGUGCGCUUGUCUUCUAGGGUUGGAUGGACAAUUCGUUGGCGAAGAAAAUUUCAAUACCCUAUGCCAAGCUCGUGCAUGGUUGCUCACCAUCGGUUUCACGUUGUCUUACGGAGCAAUGUUUUCGAAGAUAUGGAGAGUUCACAGACUCACCACCAAAUCGAAAACAGAAAGCAAGAAAGUGCACAGCUGGAAGCUGUACGUGAUGGUCGGCGUGUUGCUGCUCAUAGACGUGCUGAUCCUGUCGGCUUGGCAGUUCAUCGAUCCUCUGCAGCGGAAGCUUGAGGACUUCCCACUGGAAGAUCCACCGGAGGAAACAGAAGACAUUAAGAUCCAGCCACAGUUGGAGCACUGCGAAUCGGAAAACAAUGCGGUCUGGCUCGGCGUCAUCUACGGUUACAAAGGACUUCUUUUGAUAUUCGGCAUUUUCUUAGCGUACGAAACGCGAAGUGUAAAAAUUAAGCAAUUGAACGACUCCAGACUAGUUGGGAUGAGUAUCUACAAUGUAGUGGUGAGAAUUUUAUUUGAUUAUUCUUGA